AUGUUCCUUCUUGCCGUGUUACUUUCCUUCACAUGCAUCUUGUACGCGCUGAGCCUGGUCCGGCUUGUUCGACAAAAGCGUGCCUUUGCUAGGGACAUCCCACUGCACACCCCUAAGACAACCUUCUUGGGGAUGGACCUAACCUUAGCCGUCCAGAACGAGGUGGAACGAUUCGAUUUGCUAUGGCAAAUGUUCUGGAAUCAGGACCGGGUGUUCAAGAUGCUGAUCGGUCCGCUCAUGUGCAUCGGCGUUAGCCAUCCGGACUUGAUGCAGAAAGUGCUGUCGCACUCGGAUUGUCUGGAGAAGCCAUUUUUCUACGAUUUUGUGCAACUGGAGAAUGGGAUUUUUUCUGCCAAGUACAAAUUGUGGAAAAGCCAGAGGAAAGCGUUGAAUCCGACGUUCAAUUUAAGAAUCCUGAACAGCUUUGUUCCCGUCUUUGUGGACUGCAGCCGCCGGAUGGUGGCAGAGUUGGCCAAAUGCGAGGAUGGAUCAACGGUUGACAUGUUUCAGUUCACGUCCAAGUGCACCCUGGAGAUGGUCUGUGCAACCACCUUGGGAAGCAGCGUACUGGAGCGGGACGGGAAGGACGAGUUUCUUCAUAACUUGGAGGGAUUGUUUGAACUGUUUGCUAGAAGGAUGCUAAGCAUUGAACUAUUUCCGGACUGUAUCUACCGAAUGACAAGCUACCACAGGAGACAGAAUAUGCUACGAAGAAAGAUUGACAAAUUUGCAGGAAAAAUAAUACACGAAAAACGAUCGCUCCAUUUUACUCAUUCCAAGAUUCACCAAUUAACCCAACCAACCAAAGAUGAAGAGGACUUUCGUAAACCACAAAUCUUCAUCAAUCAGCUCUUUUCACUGUCCAACAGCAGCCGACCGUUCACUGACGAUGAAAUCCUCCACAACGUCAUCACCGUAAUGAUAGCUGGAAACGACACUUCCGGGCUGGGUGUGGCGCAUGCCUGCCUCUUCUUGGCCAUGUAUCCGGACAUCCAGCAGAAAGUAUACGCCGAAGUGAUGAAACAUUUCCCGGAAACCGAAGACAUAGAGCUCAAUGCCGAAUCCUUGCGGCGCCUCGAGUAUACCGAAAUGUUCAUCAAGGAAUGUCUUCGCCACUGCCCGGUUGCUCCAACCAUCGCCCGGCAGAGUUUGGUCGAGCUGGAGCUCGAUGGAUUCAAAAUACCGGCGGGAAACAUUUUCGUAUUCUCAUUCUAUGCGCUGCACCGGCGGAAGGACAUCUGGGGACUGGAUGCGGAAAAAUUUGACCCGGAAAACUUUUCUCCCGAAAGGUCCAAGGACCGGCAUCCGUAUGCAUUCAUGCCGUUCAGUAACGGUGCCAGGAACUGCAUCGGAGGGCGCUAUGCAAUGCUCAGCAUGAAGGUCAUGAUCGUUGACAUUGUACGGAAUUUCGAGUUGAAGACGGAACUGCGGCAUUGUGAUCUGAAGUACAAAUUUGGGUUGACGUUAAAACUUCCCUUUGCACAUUCGAUUCAGGUGUUUAGGAGGAAUGCGGAGACCAAUGAUCAAUAA
Molecule: messenger RNA, 1530 nt
Organism: Ochlerotatus camptorhynchus
Lineage: Eukaryota; Metazoa; Arthropoda; Insecta; Diptera; Culicidae
Product: cytochrome P450 4g15-like
Exons: 5
Coding region: 1-1530 (509 amino acids)
Molecular function (GO): heme binding; oxidoreductase activity, acting on paired donors, with incorporation or reduction of molecular oxygen; monooxygenase activity
Source: RefSeq, a predicted model, not a curated record